Molecule: messenger RNA, 540 nt
Organism: Penicillium angulare
Lineage: Eukaryota; Fungi; Ascomycota; Eurotiomycetes; Eurotiales; Aspergillaceae
Exons: 1
Coding region: 1-540 (179 amino acids)
Source: RefSeq, a predicted model, not a curated record
AUGCCAGAAUCACUCUCCUUGCCGGUUGCUCCAACACGCGAAUUCUGGGCGCAUGUUAUAGAAUCUAAAAUCAAUGCUACUAUGCGAAAUGAAGGAGACAUGAUUGGUUGGGAGGAUGAUAACGAGACUGUUGGCCCAGUGGCCUUGGCGGCUAAGGGGAGUCUUUUACGAGCACUCCCCCAUAUCAUGCCACUAGAGCACACUGACCAAUGUCUUUGUCGCUUUGUUCUUGAAAACGGCGACUUUGGAAUCCAUAAUACUACGGUAAAAAAAUUGCCAAGUGAGCGUGCUCUUGUCACAUCGCUAUACGACUGGGAAACCGGAUGUAUUGCCCCUGCAAUUCUAUCGGAUCCUUUAGUAGCAGUCAAUCCGGUCGAUUUAAUCACCGAUGGAAGUGGUGGGCCAUCUGUGACCCGAUUACCUAAAGAUGCUACUCCGUCUGACCUUGAAACAUAUGCAGUAUGGGCGCGCCACUAUAUUCGGGUAUGUUAUUCUCUGACCCCAUUAUUCGGAAUCCGAUUUAGACGAGUCGGUGACUAA